AUGUCAAUACAACUCAGAAAUGGUCUAGCCAAUCAGACAUUGGAUCAUGUACUAGAAGAUUUAAUAGUACGAUUUUUAGUUAAUGUACCAGAAGAAGAUUUAUCAUCAAUUGAAAGAAUAUUCUUUCAAGUUGAAGAAGCUCAUUGGUUUUAUUUAGAUUUUGUACGGCAAUUAAAUCCAAAUUUACCAGCAUUAAAGAUGAAACAAUUUUCAACAAAGAUAUUGGAGAAAUGUCCACUAAUAUGGAAGUGGGGUGAUCCAUCUGAAGCAUUAUCAAGAUUUGGGAAAUAUAAAAGUACUAUUCCAGUAAGAGGAGUUGCUUUAUUUAAUAAAGAUUUAACCAAAAUAUUAUUGGUCAAAGGGACUGAAUCAAAUACUUGGUCAUUUCCAAGAGGCAAAAUUUCAAAAGAUGAAAGUGAUAUUGACUGUGCUGUAAGAGAAACUGAAGAAGAAAUUGGGUUUAAUUGUGGAGAAUUAAUUAAAGAUAAUGAUUAUGUUGAAAGAACUAUAAGGGGUAAAAAUUAUAAAAUAUUCUUAAUUAAGAAUGUAUCAGAAGAUACUGAAUUUGAACCAUUGGCAAGAUUUGAGAUAUCAGAGAUUAAAUGGUUUGACAUCAAAACAGUACAAAAGAAAAUUAAAUCAAAUCCAAAUAAUUUUUUCAUAGUUGAAACAAUUAUAAAACCUAUGUUGAAAUGGAUCAGCAAGAAUCAAGGUGUAUUAAAUGAGGAAGAAAUAAUGUUACAAGUAGAAUUAAAAUUAAAAGAUUUAAUGGGAUUAAAUAAACCAGUAGAAAAUGCAGAUGCAGGUAGAGAAUUAUUAAAUAUUUUACAAAAAGUUGCCAACAAGGAAGAAAUAAAACCUUCAUCAAUGAUAAAUGUUCCCAUUCCACAAAAUCAAAUGCCAUUUUAUCAUCAACAACAUCCAUUUUUCAAUGUGCCAUUACAACCACAUCAUCAUCAACAUCAACAAUUUUAUCAACAACCAAUUGCACCAAAUCCUGAAAAUUUAAGAAAACCUUCAACAAAUUCAAAAGAAUUAUUAUCAAUAUUAACCACUACAAAAUCAGAAAAGAAAAAAGAAGAUUCUCAUACAACUCAAAAAAAGAAAUCAAUAGAUUCAGAAAAUAUUCGAUCAAGAGCUCAACAAUUAUUGAGUGUCUUCCCAAAAAAGAAACAACAACAAAUAGAAGAAGAAGCAGUAGUGGAAUCACUGCCUGAACCAGCAUCAUUACCUAAAUUAGAAAGACCUACAACAUCGCUGCGUCAAAUUCCAUCUAACGAAAUCGAAGAAUCUAUUAGAUCAUCAUAUCAAAGACAACCAGCAGUUGGUAAGAAGAUCAAAUUACUUAAAAGGUCAGAUAACAAAAGUUCAGGAGAUUUAUUAAAUUUGUUAGGUCAAAAUAACAAUAAUAACAAUAUUGAUAAUAGUAAUGAAAACAUCGACGAAACUACUAAUAAUGUCACAAAAAUUGAGUCUAACAAAGCUCAAGAUGACUUACCACCACUGCCAAAGUCACAAUCAAUCAAGCCAUUAAAAAACGAAGCUGCAUCAGAACAAUUAAUUGGAUUCUUACGUAAAAACCACACACCACAAGAUGACCAACACAAGAACCCAAACAAUGGAUUCUUAGGAUUACUCAAGAAAGAAGAUGAUAAAUCCCAACACGCAGUAUCACCAACAAAAGACUUUUUAAGCUUAUUGAAAAAACCAACCACUACAGAAACCAAACCACUACAAUCGUCAACAUCAUCAUCGGCAAACAAAUUAUUAAAUAUGUUAACUAGAAAACCAUCAGAGACUACCAAUAAAGAAAUAUGGGGUAAAAAAGAUCCUUCCCCCAAUUUAACAACAUCACCAAACAUCUUGGCGAGUGUUGAACAAUUCAAUCAACCAAUAUCUCCAUUUCCAGACAUUUGGAGCUCACAACAACAACAACAACAACAACAACAACAACAACAACAACCACCACAAUCAAACAAUUUUCAAAAUUUUGAAAAUUUUGAAGAUUUUGAAGAUUUUGAUGAUAAUUUUGAAAAUGAUGAAUUUUUAACUAAAACUUACAAAAAUUUUGAUAUUGAGAGUGAUGAAGAAGAUGUUGAUCAUCUUGUUGAUCCAAUAAUAUUAAAACAACAACCAUUACAACAAAUACAUGAUCCAUUACCACAAUUGCAUCAACCACCCCAACAAAGUUCUAUUCAACAAGCGCAUAAUCCACUUCAGCAUGUACAACAACCAUUACAACAACCACAUCAACAAUUCAAUUUUCCACAACACACCAGUCAGCAAGAACAACAAAAACCGUUAGGGUUAUUUGCCCAAAAUAAUACACAACAAGAACAACCAAAACCAUUUGGAUUAUUUUCCCAAAGUAACGACCAGGGAAACGGGUUAUUUUCUCAGAGUAACGAUCAAGGGAAAGGAUUAUUAGCAUUAUUAAAUCGUGGGAAAUCAUGA
Messenger RNA from Lodderomyces jiufengensis, 2454 nucleotides. It is a transcript of the gene DCP2, whose product is annotated as decapping enzyme complex catalytic subunit. Gene Ontology annotation, molecular function: 5'-(N(7)-methylguanosine 5'-triphospho)-[mRNA] hydrolase activity; manganese ion binding; RNA binding. Bases 1 to 2454 code for a protein of 817 amino acids. Gene Ontology annotation, biological process: deadenylation-dependent decapping of nuclear-transcribed mRNA; nuclear-transcribed mRNA catabolic process, nonsense-mediated decay. The transcript has a single exon. Gene Ontology annotation, cellular component: cytoplasm; P-body. The record is from RefSeq and is a predicted model, not a curated record. NCBI's taxonomy places the organism in Eukaryota, Fungi, Ascomycota, Pichiomycetes, Serinales, Debaryomycetaceae.